UAACCUGUUGAUUUCUAUUUUAUUACCUAUACAUCAGCGUCUAUAACAAACGAAGGCGAAAAAAGACGAAAGAACAUUUCAAUUGUUAUUGCUGUUGUUGUUGUUGUUGUUUAACCAUCAACAGCAACGAAAGUUGUGAAGUUCGCGUUUAACUGCGAUACUACUUUUUAAUAUUAGUGCUUUGGUACCAACGUUAGGUAAUAGGCGCACUCCAGUUGGUAAUUAGUUCGGUUAAUUAGUUGUGAAGUUUCUAUUAAAAUGACUUUUUGAUUAAUUGAAUUUGAUCAUGAAAACUUUGUUUGGCCCAAACAUGAAUGAAUGAAAUGCAAAAUACUUCCUAUAAAUUUGAUUUGUUUGUUUCGUUGCAAUAUGGGGUCGGCAGCUGACAAAAUUCAGCCACAAGAGGUUAAUAGUAUAUCAUCUUUGGCAAAUGUUACAUCGUCUCUUGAUUAUAAAAAUCAAAGACGGAAAACAACUGAUGUUUGCUUUUUUGUUGUGCAUUCGUUGUUUUUGGUGCUAUUGGCUGGUUUCAUAGUUUACUGUGCAAACUACGCUGAUAUAAAUAGAAUUUUGAGAGGGUACGAUAGUUGUGGUUAUAUUUGCGGAAAAAUUAAUAAAGAAUCGUCUAGAGAUCCAAAACUACACUGUAAUGCCGAUAAUAGCCAUUUACCUCUACUUUUAGUUUACAACCCGACAUAUGGUCAUAUACCAGGCUUAUCGUAUGAUGUUUCAGUUCCAAGUCGAAAGUGCGUCAAAAGUUGUGACCACUAUCAAAAUUUCCGUCAAAUAUUGAACAGAUGCUUACCUGUAAAAAUCAGUAGUGCAGACACAAAAAUUAAGAAAUUUACUGAUAUAAAUUUAAAAGAUUUCGCUCGGGAAGUGACUGAAGAUUUUAGACUUUGUUGGAGGGAAACUCUUUAUCUGUGCCUAAUCGCACUUGGAUUCUCAAUAGUUAUUGUGAUAUUACUGAGGUACUUAGCUGGAAUUGUAGUUUGGUUAGUUUUGGUUAUUGUAGCCUUAGGAAGCAUAGCAGGCACUGCGUAUAUCUGGAUAAUAUGGAAAAAUUCGAAAGAAGAAACAGACAACAAUAUAGACACAUCAAUUUUAGCUCAGUUAGAUAUCCACAAGACCGUGGGAUAUCUCACUUUUGCUAUAAUUGCGACCAUAAUCACCGUCUGCAUACUUCUCGUAAUUUUGGUUAUGAGAAAGCGAAUCGAUCUUGUCAUACAAUUAUUUAAAGAAUCUGGAAAAGCGUUAGGGGCUAUGCCUCUUUUGCUUUUUGAACCAUUACUAACGUUUAUUGUAAUAUCUGGUGCUAUAGCAGCGUUUGUUUAUUGUGUAUUGUUAAUAGAAAGUGCUGGUCAUUUGACUUUUAUUCGCGAAUCUUAUUACAAUUACGAAAAGGAUGUUGCAAUGUUAAUUGCCAGAUGGAUAAAUAUCUUUGCGUUUUUAUGGACCAUACAAUUUAUUAUCGGGUGCCAACAAAUGGUAAUUGCGGGUGCUGUUGCAGCAUGGUACUUUACCAGGAACAAAAAGAGGCUUGGAUCACCAGUGUUCUACAGCUUCUAUAACCUUACAAGAUAUCAUAUAGGUUCCGUGUGUUUUGGAUCGUUCGUUAUUGCUCUAGUCCAAUUGCUUAGAAUUAUUUUGUCGCUAGUUCAACGUUUCGUUAAGAAAUACAAUAACUCUUGUGCCAAUUGCGUAUUAAAAUGUUGCCAAUGUUGCCUCUACAUAUUCGAAAAGAUAAUCAAGUAUAUUAGCCGAAAUGCAUACAUCGAAAUUGCAAUUCGCGGUUAUCCGUUUUGUAAAGCAGGACAAGUAGCUUUCAAAAUAUUAACAUCUAAUGCUCUUAGAGUCGCAGCUAUCAAUGCUGUUGGAGAUUUUGUAUUAUUUUUAGGAAAAGUUAUUGUUGUUAUGGCCACCGUUGUGUUGGGAAUUCAGUUUCUUCAGAACAAAGAAGGAGUACAACAUAUUUGGGCUAUUUUGACUGUUUGUGGUGUUUUUGCGUUCUUCGUAUCCCACUGCUUUUUAACAGUUUAUGAGAUGGCUAUAGACACCAUUUUCAUUUGCUUUUGCGAAGAUUGCGAACAAAAUGACGGACUGUCUCGUCCCUAUUACAUGUCGCGUGAUCUGAUGCAUUUUGUUGAAAAUUCCAAAAAAGCUUUGAGAGCUUUAUCUUCCGAAAGGGAAGCCGCUCAUUCACAAAGUCCAAAAUUAGUUACCACGUCAAAUACGUAAAUUAAUUUUCGAUGUUAUUAAAUUUUUAUUCCUACUCGUUAAUUAUUAAUCAAAUACUAAUUACACACACAAGAUGUUAUGAGACUGAUAGAUUUUUGUAAAUAUUGCUACUGUGUGGCUUAUGUAAUACGAAUUCUAAUUCAAUCAAGUGUGUUUUUGUAUGUUUUACUUCAUACCUAUCUACGUAUAUGCAUAUUAUAAUGUAAAACCUUUUUUAAUAUGUGAUAUCUUACCAAUAUGCUUAAAAGUUUGAAAAUUUACACGUAACAUUCAAAAAUAAUUAAUAAAAAAUUAUUAUAUGUAGAUAUGUAUGUGUUAAAGUUUGUGAAAU
Molecule: messenger RNA, 2569 nt
Organism: Agrilus planipennis (emerald ash borer)
Lineage: Eukaryota; Metazoa; Arthropoda; Insecta; Coleoptera; Buprestidae
Product: choline transporter-like protein 1
Exons: 14
Coding region: 319-2238 (639 amino acids)
Biological process (GO): transmembrane transport
Cellular component (GO): membrane
Molecular function (GO): transmembrane transporter activity
Source: RefSeq, a predicted model, not a curated record